Microplitis demolitor is the source of this 591-nucleotide messenger RNA. RefSeq lists its product as uncharacterized. The record is from RefSeq and is a predicted model, not a curated record. The transcript has a single exon. Lineage: Eukaryota; Metazoa; Arthropoda; Insecta; Hymenoptera; Braconidae. The coding region runs from base 1 to 591 and encodes 196 amino acids.
AUGUUGAGCCCAGUGUUCUACAGGAACUAUGUUAACCAAGUGGAGACUUUGGUUCAGUCCGAUCCGACAGAAUUCUGGAAGAUCAUUAAUAAUAAAAGACGCAGUCACUCUGACAUUCCGUCGACUAUGACCUGGGACAAUCUUUCAGCAAUCACUGGUGCCGAAAUAAUCAAUUUAUUUGCACCUUACUUUGAAAGUGUCUACAUCCCUGUAACAAGUGAUAAUGAACUUCUUGAUGUCAAUCAGAAUGAAGUUAGUGCCAACCUGGAUGACUUCAAAGCCACUUUCGAUGUCGUCUACAAACAACUGAUGAAAUUGAAUCCCAAUAAAAGAGCAGGACCAGAUGGGAUUCCCAAAAUGUUUUUCAGGAAUUGUGCUGCCGGACUUUGCGAACCCAUAACAUAUGUAUUUAACAAAUCACUGCAACAGGGGGUAUUUCCAACAGACUGGAAAGCUUCCUUUGUUUGUCCGAUACAUAAGGAUAGCUCUAGAUCAUCUGUCUCCAAUUACAGGCCUAUAUGUAUCCAAUCUUCAUUGGCUAAGUUACUUGAGAAGGUGAUAUUACCUCAACUGGCAACUUCCUUCAACUAA